This is a messenger RNA of Nothobranchius furzeri (turquoise killifish), 1127 nucleotides long. RefSeq names its product leukotriene C4 synthase (gene ltc4s). Gene Ontology annotation, biological process: leukotriene biosynthetic process. Gene Ontology annotation, molecular function: enzyme activator activity; leukotriene-C4 synthase activity; glutathione transferase activity. NCBI's taxonomy places the organism in Eukaryota, Metazoa, Chordata, Actinopteri, Cyprinodontiformes, Nothobranchiidae. Gene Ontology annotation, cellular component: nuclear envelope; membrane; endoplasmic reticulum. The record is from RefSeq and is a predicted model, not a curated record.
AAAGUGGCAGGCAGCAGUUGUGUUUAGGCCUCACCUUAAGGUGUGUCUUUAGGCUCCGCCUCCGGCAGGUGUUUUCUAGUUCAGCUUACAGCUCUCGGUCAGUCUUCUCUGCUCAGGUGAGCCGGACUGACCUGUCACCCUGCAGUCAUGGAAGAGGCGGUCGGCCUGGGCGCUGUCACUGUGCUGGCGGUCCUGGAACAAGCGUAUUUCUCUCUGCAGGUUAUUUACGCCAGGAGGAAGUAUUCAGUGUCUCCGCCCACUACCAGCGGGCCACCUGAGUUUGAACGAGUCUUCAGAGCUCAAGCAAACUGUUCAGAGUAUUUCCCCAUCUUCGUCACGUUGCUGUGGAUAUCUGGAGUCUUCUUCAACCAAGGGUUGUCAAGUGUCUGUGGUUUGCUGUAUCUUUAUGGACGACUGCGUUACUUCUGGGGAUACUCAGUGUCUGCCAAGGGACGUUUGGCUCCUCUCUACUUCAGCUCUCAGAUUCUGUGGGUUCUGAUCGGGUUCUCCUCCAUCGGUGUUCUGUUGAUGUUCUCCCAGGUGUACCUGAACGUGGACCUGCUGCAGGAGCUCGGUUCUGCUCUCGGCCUGUCCUGAUUCACAUGGGAGCGAUAAAGGCACUGACUGACAACCAGAAAGUUUUUAUUACUUUAGUCUAUGUAAAACUUUUUUUUUCUCAGAUGGACUCAAAUAAUGCAGCUUUUCACUAAAUUGAGGCCGUAGCAUCAACUAAACACUACAGCUCUAGGAACGGGUACAUCAGAGGGACGACCAGGAGAAGAAAGCAGGUGUUUAAUAAGUUUUCCCUGAAAUCUUUGAACCCCCCCCCCUCCCCCCCAGCAAUUACAUCUGUAGGAAGAAUGUUUCACCACAAGGUGGCAGUAGUUCUAUGUCCCAGAGAAAAAUCAUUUCCAGUUAACAAGAGUAAAAACAGAUAAAAGAAAACACAGCAAUGGAUUAGGAAGGACUUUAUUUUUUUAAAGAAAGAAAAUUUUGGCUUUGUAAUAAAAAAAAGAUCUAAAACUGAUUUUGCUGCUAAAACUAAACUAUGUUUGUAACUUUAGGUUUCACUGUAAUUUCUGGAACACACACUCUUUAAUAAAAGUCACACCCUGGUUGCUUCUGUU